AUGGCGGUGGCGGCGCAGCAGACCGCGAGCACCGCGCGUACACCUCAGCGGCUGCCGGGGCGCGGGGCCGCGCGGGGGCGUCCGUCGCUGUGCAGGGCCGGCGGGAGGUGGCCGUGCACAGCCGGAGGGCCGCGCGGCGGCGCGGUGGGGCUGGCGGCGAGCGCGAGCAGCCGCGACACGGUUUCGGUGGCCGACCUGUUCUUCGAUGAGGUUCACAUCGACGACCUGGACAGGAUCAACGCGCUCGAACAGGACGGCUACCCCGCAGAUGAGGCGGCGAGCUACGCGAACCUCAAGUUCCGGAUCGAGAACGCGGGCACUCUCUUCAUGGGCGCCGUCAGCUCCGAGGUCCCCAGCAACACCACGGACGAGGGGGCGGGCGACGCGCUCGUGGGGUACGUCUGCGGCACGCUGACGAAGAGCGGCGAGCUGACGCACGAGUCGAUGUCCAAGCACGAGCCCGGCGGGCAGACGCUGUGCAUCCACAGCGUGUGCGUGGAGGCGCACCUGCGGCGGCGCGGCAUCGCCACGCGCAUGCUGCGAGUGUAUCCCUCGUUCGUCAAGGCCUCGCAGCCGCAGGUGCGCCACCUGCGGCUGAUCUGCAAGGAGGACCUCAUCGGGCUGUACGAGGGCGCGGGGUUCCGGGUGAUCGGGCCGUCGCCCGUCGUGCACGGGCAGGACCCGUGGACGGAGAUGGGGCUGGAGAUGGACGACGCGGACGCCGAGCUGCGCCGGGGGGAGGUGCUCGGCCGGAAGCGGCGCACGUGGUACUUCUGA
This is a messenger RNA of Pedinophyceae sp. YPF-701, 777 nucleotides long. The record is from the annotation of a GenBank genome assembly. NCBI's taxonomy places the organism in Eukaryota, Viridiplantae, Chlorophyta, Pedinophyceae.